Molecule: messenger RNA, 660 nt
Organism: Anthostomella pinea
Lineage: Eukaryota; Fungi; Ascomycota; Sordariomycetes; Xylariales; Xylariaceae
Source: the annotation of a GenBank genome assembly
AUGGCGCGUCGUCCCGCAAGAUGCUACCGGUACUGCAAGAACAAGCCGUACCCCAAGUCCCGGUUCAACCGUGGUGUGCCCGACCCUAAGAUCCGAAUCUUCGAUCUUGGCCGAAAGCGUGCGAACGUCGAUGACUUCCCUCUGUGCAUCCACAUGGUCUCCAACGAGUACGAGCAGCUGAGCUCCGAAGCCCUCGAGGCCGCCCGUAUCUGCGCCAACAAGUACCUCGUCAAGUCUUCCGGAAAGGACAGCUUCCACCUGCGCAUCCGAGCCCACCCGUACCACGUCGUCCGCAUCAACAAGAUGCUGUCGUGCGCCGGUGCCGAUAGACUGCAGACUGGUAUGCGUGGUGCCUGGGGCAAGCCCAACGGAACCGUUGCCCGUGUCAACAUCGGCCAGAUUCUCCUGAGUGUCCGCACUCGUGAUUCCAACCGUGCCAACGCUCUCGAGGCUCUGCGACGAUCCCAGUACAAGUUCCCUGGCCGUCAGAAGAUCAUCAUCUCCAAGAACUGGGGCUUCACCCCUCUCCGCCGGGAGGAAUACCUGGAGAAGAAGGCUGCUGGCCGUGUCAAGGUCGACGGUGCCUACGUUCAGUUCCUCUCCAACAAGGGUAAGCUCGCGGAGAACGUCAAGCGCUUCCCCACCGCGUUCGAGGCUUAG